Molecule: messenger RNA, 3820 nt
Organism: Gigantopelta aegis
Lineage: Eukaryota; Metazoa; Mollusca; Gastropoda; Neomphalida; Peltospiridae
Product: sodium/glucose cotransporter 4-like
Exons: 15
Coding region: 47-2203 (718 amino acids)
Biological process (GO): inositol metabolic process; myo-inositol transport; transmembrane transport
Cellular component (GO): plasma membrane
Molecular function (GO): D-glucose:sodium symporter activity
Source: RefSeq, a predicted model, not a curated record
UUUCUUUUCCUUUUUUUUAAUCUUAGUUUAUUAGAAGAUUUCUGAAAUGGCGGAAUCCAGAUUGACAGGUGCGGAUCUAGGGGUGGUGGCAGGAUAUUUCGUCGUCAUUAUUGCUGUCGGCAUGUUUGCGAUGUACCGAGCUAACCGAGGGACAAUCAGUGGAUAUUUCCUCGCCGGGCGAUCGAUGUGGUUUCUGCCUAUGGGAGCGUCACUGUUCGUGAGUAACAUUGGAACGGAGCAUUUCAUUGGUCUAGCUGGAUCUGGGGCGGCUAAGGGCAUCAGCGUAGGAGCCUGGGAAAUUAACGCCAUCUUGUUUCUCCAACUAUUAGGAUGGCUCUUCAUACCGGUCUACAUCGCCUGCGGGACGUACACAAUGCCGGAGUAUCUGUCGAAGAGAUUUGGAGGUCAGCGAAUACGAGUUUACUUCGCCUUCCUCUCUUUGGUUCUCUAUAUCUUCACAAAAUGUUCCACAGUUCUUCUGACCGGCGCUUUCUUCAUCCAACAGAGUUUGAACUGGGACCUCUACCUGUGUAUCGUGGUUCUGGUUUUAAUAACAGCUAUACUCACAAUCACAGGAGGGUUAACAGCCGUCAUCUACACAGACACCCUACAGGCACUGCUUAUGGUCGGUGGCUCCCUCUAUUUAUCAGGGGCAGCGUUCUAUGAAGUUGGAGGCUUCAGUGGCCUUCUUGAAAAAUAUCCUCAAGCAGUCCCUAGGAACGUGUCUGCUAUUGUUGUGAACCAGACGUGCCAUUACCCAGACAAAGAGGCUUUCCGUAUGUUGAGAGAUGUUGAUGAUGACUAUAUGCCAUGGCUGGGCUUCCUCCUAGGGCAAACUCCAGGUUCCAUCUGGUACUGGUGUGCCGAUCAGGUGAUUGUCCAGAGAGCGCUGGCGGCGAAAAGCAUUUCCCACGCCCAGGGUGCCACUGUGAUGACGGGAUUCCUCAAGAUAUUACCCAUGUUUGUCAUGGUCAUGCCAGGCAUGGUGAGCCGUGUCCUCUAUCCAGAUGAAGUGGCGUGUAGCAACCCUGACUACUGUUUCAAGGUGUGUCAAAGUAAAGCUGGGUGCAGCAGUAUUGCUUACCCUCGUCUGGCUCUCGGCAUCAUGCCCAAUGGUGCUCGUGGUUUGAUGAUGGCUGUGAUGAUCGCCGCUCUGAUGAGUGACCUUGACUCCAUCUGGAACAGCGCCAGCACCUUGUUCACCAUCGACAUCUGGAAACGUUUCCGCAAACACGCCAAGGUCACCGAACUCAUGGUCGUCGGAAGAUUGUUCAUUCUUGUCAUGGUCGGUCUCUCCAUUGCCUGGAUUCCUGUUGUCAAGGAAAUGCAGGGUGGUCAAAUCUUCAUCUACAUUAAUGAGAUCAUAAACUAUUUGGCGCCGCCGUUUGCCGCCAUCUUUAUUCUGGCUGUGCUGGUGCCUAUGGUCAACGAAAAGGGAGCUUUUUGGGCUUUGAUCGUUGGCUUCGUGAUUGGUGCUAGCCGAAUGAUCGCAAUAUUCGUGUUGAAAGGCGAGACGUAUUGUGGGAAGGACGCUAGUGCUGACCGACUUCCGACAUGGAUAAGCAAGUUUCACUACAUGUACUUUGCCCUCUCCAUCACUGUUCUGACGUCAAUCAUCGCCAUUACCGUCAGCUACUUCACCGGUGGAUCAGAAAAGCAUUUUCUGAUUCGUACAACAUAUUGGACACGACAUGAAAAGCAAAAACCCGAGCACAUCUUUGAAGCAGAAUUGGAAUUCAAGACCCCAUCACAAGAAAACCAGUCCAGCUCAGCAGUAGCCAUGGCUGACGUCACAGUCAUAGAUGGCGAGGAAGGGGAUCAGGCAUUGAAUGGCGAAAGAGAGGCUGGCAAGAAAGUGUAUCGAGAUCCUGGAUUGGACCAUCCCACGAAGAAUAGAAAGAAGGCGCCAGUAAGCUGUGGUCGGCGCGUCUUCAACUACGUGAUGGGCAUCAGCAGCGUGGAGGAGGACCACGUCCAGACUCUCGCCAUGACGGCUCACCUCGAGAUGGUGGCUCAGCUCCACCAGAGUAAAACCACGAGGAUUUUCCUUGGCGCGCUUUUGCUCAUCGUCGUCUGCGUGGCCACGGCCAUGUUGGCGUUUUGGUCCGUGUAUAAGUUUGACACGGCGCCCUUCUAUCCCAUGGGGGCCACGAACGAGACUCUGUUGCCUGGUGAUCCUAUUCCUCCUGACAUGGGCAAUUAGCAAAAACGUAUACACGUGUUUGGUGCAAGUGUGUGCAUACUAUCAUCACUUUUUUUUUUUUAAUUUCGUAGUCCCAGAAAAAUCCACUGUUUAACGGUCUUCAUCUACAGAGUGAUUCUGAAGAUUAUAUUAUAGGCGUCGGAAGCUGGGUGGGGUGGGGGUGGGGGGGGGGGGGGGGGGGGGGGCACAGUCGCCAAACUUUGAAACUGUAGUGGUCAGAAUAUGCAUUUGUCCUUCCCCAAAACUUAAUAACUGACUCCCACCCCGCAUUCUCACCCCUAUCUUCAAUCGCUGGUAUGUUUCGACUCCUGUGUGCAAAUAUAAUAUAAGGUUAGUGUAUUCGGAAUAGCAAUCUUUGGAGACCCCUUCUCUAGCGGACGGGGGAGGGGGGGGGGGUCAUUAGGAGGGUGUACAAACCAGAUUUUUAUCUUUAAUCUUUAUUUAUAUAAAGUAGGACAAAAAAACCGUUUAUAUCAUCCUCGAGUGGGUGGGGGGGGGGGGGGUGCAUAGGCUCCCCUUCCCCCGGUUCCUACGGGCCUCGCAACAUUUUAGUUACUGAGGUUGUUAUAAAUGAAUUCCUUGACCAAUAAAACUCAAUGACCAACAUCAUAAUUUUGCUACAGUUCAUAUAAAAUCCAAUAAAUUACCAUUCUCGUGUUCUGUCUGCUAUAAUGAUGACCAUCUUCGGGGUAAAUGACGUUACAAUAUCUUGAUUAGCUGGUGGUAGUUCAAAAUUACUUUCCUUGACCCCUAUUACACUAUCAUAGACAUCAAUAGUUUCAUCAUACGUAGGUGAUAAGAGUAUCGCAGAUAUUGCCAAUUCUGUGUUUUAGCAGCUAUAUUUGAGGCAGGACUGAGGACAUGAUCUUGAAUAUUUCAAAAUGUUCAAGGAGUGCAUUCAUCGGAUACUCAAUCAGUAUCUUGGAAACAUGAGAGAAAAAACAACAAAGAACAUUAUGGGUACUGAUCUGCAAGAUUUAUUAAUGCUUUCACAAACGGACUAAAACAGACUUCUCCCUUUUUUUCACCACAUGAUUAACAAAAUGUUAAGUGUGGAAACUAAUUUAAGCUACUUUAUUUUUAUUUUGUCUUGGGGUAUACGGAAACAAUUAUGAGAGUUUUGUUCGUUGCCCUCGGAUGGUACCAAUUUCUGGUGCGGGUUUCCUCCUUCAAUAUAUGUGUGGUCCUUAACCAUAUGUCUGACGCCAUAUAACCGUAAAUAAAAUGUGUUGAGUGCGUCGUUAAAUAAAUCGGUUCUUUCCUUCCAGUUUCUGGUCUGGCUCAUGGGCUAAGUGUUCGCACUUACGUAUGCAUGACACUUGUUUAUCCUUUACCUGUGGUGGGUGUAUUUUGGAAAUAGGGAUGGGGUGUUGAGAGUACAGAAUAGCUCAAACGUGUUCCUUAGGUACCAAACUGUUGCUCCGAUGGGUGCAAAUACGUCUUGUUAAAAAUGUUUGAUUAUACGUGUUUUAUUGCCGUAAGCAUGUAAUUGUUUUCUCUGACCAUCUCUGUCUGUCUGUCUGUCUCUGUCUCUGUCUCUGUCUGUCUCUCUCUCUCUCUCUCCCCCCCCCCAUCAUAUAUAUCUCUCCAUCUCUCACUUUCUCCCUCUCAUAUCAA